UUUUGUUCAAAAAAUUAAAUUUUCCACCAGCAUCGAUAACCGACACUCAGUAGUUACCCACCUUACCGACGUUCUCCAGAGUGCAUCCGCAAAAGCUCGGAACCGCGCAUAUGUAAUUUCCACGCGCGUGCAAGCGACGGUUGGAAAAGUGUCUCCUAUUAUACGAAAACCGAAUCGUCGUGGGAGGACUACACACGCAGUUAUGAUGCAAAGCAUCAACGAUAUAAACGACAUGAGAAAAGUUUUGUUGUGCGACAACGCAAAGUUGGAAAAGGUGCCUUUCAAUAUUCGAGGCAAACGAACGAAAGAAAAUAUGGAAAUGACAGAAAAUGACUCCGUAGUUGAACAUAGUCUUGAUAUUCUUGAAUCUGAUACCACUGAUAUCAAAGUUGAAGGAUUAACAAUUCAAGUAAGGAAGUAUUUUUGCUUUAAAUUGAGCGAUUCUCUGCUAAAAAAGUUCAAGAAUAGUAAAGAAAUAACACAUCGAAAUUUAGCUAAACAAAAUAUCCAACAUAUUGCUCGGAAUACGGAGUUCGAUAUAUUCCAAGAGAGUAAAACGUUUUUUGAGUAUAAAUUUUCAGUGAUAAAAAAGACAUUUGAAUUCGAGCGUUAUGCUAUUGAUGAAAAUAUAUCUCGAAUUUUGAAGUUGAACCAUGCUAAUUUUCUAGAAGAAAUUAAUCAAUGGGGACCUUAUUUUAAAGUUACAAUCAAUCGAUGUAAUAUAAUAGCUGAAUCUCAUCUUAACAAAAUUAUACCUAUCACAAUUACAGCAAGGAAUCAGGUCAUAAACAAUAUCAAAAGCUAUGGAACCAACAUUCAGUCAAGUAAACUUAUCAAGGGUAUGGGAAACGAAGCUUCAAGCCUAACAGUCAAUACAAAAAGUGUUGAUGGUGGUUUAAAAGAUAAUAGUAACGAUCGACGAUCGCAAUGUCUAAGAAUUAUAGAUGAUAUUCUCUUAAGUACACCAUUAGCUAAACAAAGUACUGCUCUUCCUUUAACUCAGGAAAAAAAAGAUAUCAACAAUAUCAGACAUUCAGAUUCUAUAAAUACUGAAGCUGCAGACCAAAUCGAAAAUUCAAAACACGUUGAAAACAAACACGGGUUUAAUUAUAAUUCACAAGAGGAAAAAUAUUCUAUUACUACUUAUCAAAAAGUCAAAGCUCUAUGUGUACCACUUUUUCAAAAACAAAAGAAAACUUUUACUUAUAGUCCGCAUAAGAAACGUCCAAGGUUACAGAAUGAUCUUCAACUAGAACUGUCAGAUCCUCAUAUUUGGACGAAACAAUCCUUGAAUAUUUUAAAACUGAUACUUAAAAAUUUCUAUAAAACUUCUUACAUACCAAACAAGGAUAGUUAUAAAAUGAUAUGUAGAAACAUUUACACAGAUAUUUUAGACAAAAAAAUAUAUGAACAAGAGGAUAUUAAGCUGUAUGCCGAAGAUGAAAUCAAAGAAAUAUUUACAAGAAUAAUCCAAGAAUAAUAAAAAUAAUAAUUUAGUUUUUACUUAGAAAUCACACAUUCAUUCCUUUAAAAAAUAGUUCUAUAGAUUAAAUAAAAUGUCGAGUUAAAAACCAAACGAUGUAAGUAAAUCUUAUCAUUCGAAUUUACUUCUCAAACGUCUCAAUAAGCUCCUCUUCGACCCCGUCGAUUCCUGUACACCUACCAUAUUUACCGAAUGAUUCAUGAGCUGCCAGCAGCUACUUGCUUAUUGUUAGGUGUGCAACUGUUUGUCGUCUUACACUGGCGAGAAAAGCUUUGUUCGCCAUGUGUAGUGCAGUAGCAGCUCUAUACUAGCCCUUUUGUUGGGAAGAUGAUGCUUUCUCGCGCGAGAGCUGAACUUGCCCUCGAGCUUUCGCCCUCCUCUUCUCAGGUCGACUGCGCGGGCUUUACUUACCUGAGACUCGUAUUCUCUGGGUCUUAUUACCGGGAUCGGAUUUCACCUGCUUCUCCUUCAAUAUCAAGGCUUUAUGUAUUCACAAGUUAAAAGUCAUUGCAAGUUUAUUUAUAAGUCGGUCAUUUUGAGGAUUUUCUAGAUUUUUAAUAACUGUUUGCAUCUAAUCAAAUUCUUUUUUUCGAUAUAUGGUAUCAUACUUUAUCCUUUUUUAUAAGAAGUUUUUCCGAAAGAAUGAUUUUUACGAUACUUAUAAAGUCAUAAUUGUGUUCCAAAAACGUAUGUCAGUGGAGUAGCUGUACCUUUUCCUCCGCGUAUACCUAUGAAAUAGUAUAUUAUGCAAC
This is a messenger RNA of Nasonia vitripennis (jewel wasp), 2235 nucleotides long. RefSeq lists its product as uncharacterized. NCBI's taxonomy places the organism in Eukaryota, Metazoa, Arthropoda, Insecta, Hymenoptera, Pteromalidae. The record is from RefSeq and is a predicted model, not a curated record. Bases 203 to 1480 code for a protein of 425 amino acids. The transcript has 6 exons.